Acaulospora morrowiae is the source of this 629-nucleotide messenger RNA. The record is from the annotation of a GenBank genome assembly. Lineage: Eukaryota; Fungi; Glomeromycota; Glomeromycetes; Diversisporales; Acaulosporaceae.
CUCCAGGCUUGGCGUGGGACGCUUGUAUGAAGGUAACUAAAGUAAAACUAGAAUUAUUUAAUGAGCAUCAAGGGGAUAUGCACGAUUUCUUUACAGCUAUGAAAAGAGGAGUGCAGAAAAUUUUAUCAUUAAAAGAAAAAUCAAGUCGAGGAUGUUGUCUAGAGGUUAAGUUAUCGAUUCCAAAAGAAUUACACCCUAAAUUUCGAGACUAUCCAAUGUGCCCAGAACAAAAGAAUGUACCAUAUGACUGGUAUAGUUCAAAACAAAAAGAAUGGGCAGGUAAAUGGAAGGAUGAAAAUGCAGGUAUUAGAGUUACUGGUUAUGUCGGGGUUAGAGCGAAAUGUUAUAGUGUUAUUACAGAAAAUCCACAAAAAAAUAUGAUCAAAGCAAAGGGUCUUAAAAAGUCUCUUAUCAAGAAAGAGCUUACACAUAAAAUAUUCGAAGAUUGUGUUUUAGAAGGAAAAGAGGAUCAACCACGAACCGCUCAAUUCCUCCGAAGUUACAGACAUCGAAUGUAUAAAAUAAAGCAAACAAAGAGAAGUAUUAACCCAUUAGAUACAAAAUUGUGGAUAGAUCAAGAUGGGAUUACAACGCACCUAUAUGGUGAUUGUGAAAUUCCUGAAGAAUAA